CUGCCACUAACGCCGCUAACCUUGGCCUAAAGUCCAUUCCACCAUUAGGGGCAAGCCCAGGAAGGUCUUAGGCUAUGACCAUGAUUGAAGGCAAGUUGAAUCAUAACUAUGCCUGUCACUCACAAUCUCUGCCAGUGGUAAUUUCGGGAUGAUGCCGGGGUGCAACUCCAUCGAAGGGGAAACGUGCCUUAUUAAGUAGGAAAACCGUACUAAACCAUGCAAACCUCGAUUAAGUGUAUAAAGGAGGAACCCACGCUCGGUAGGGAUAUAUAUAAUCUAGAUAUAGGCCAGCCGAAAGAGAAGACUCUGGAGGUCAAUUUCAGAUUUGUGUCCUGAUCGAUCACGCGCUUAGCCGCCUAUACCACCACCCUCACCCACUGAUAUGCCCUCAAACGAGAAUUAUUAUAAUGGCGCCUCGAUGCAGACUGAAGAGUUGCUAAGGCGAGUCAAUCAGUCAGCAAACACGUUCAACGAUUCUCAUGGCGAGGCCGACCGCCUGAAAGCACUGCGCGCGGCACAGGAACUGGUGACUGCACUCCAAAAGCCGCAGGAUGCGGUGUACAACCUCGCUUAUUCACCCACCCAUGUGAUGUGUGUUAGGAUCGCCAUUGAUCUGGAUAUUUUCACCACCUUGAGCGAAAGGAACUGCCCGACGACAUUGGAGGAUUUGGCGGUUGUCAAGGGCGCUGAUCCCAUCCUGACAGAACGUGUCUUGCGCAUUUUGGCCGGCAUCGACUAUGUGGCGGAGCAUGAUGUGAGAGUGUAUACCCCAACGGCAAUGACGAGGCAAAUGACCGACCGUUUGAGUCUAGCGGUGGUGAAGUUUAUCUUCGAUGUCGGGAUGCCCACGCUCGCCAAAGUCCCGGAGUUUCUGCGAAUGACUGAGUACCAAAAUCCCUCGGGUCCUUUGAACGGUGCAAUCCACCAUGCGGAGAAGAUGGACACUAUCAUCUGGGAGUGGCUCGCCACAAAACCGGGAUACCUGGACGCCUGCAACACGUUCAUGGAAGCGGAUCGGGGCAGCCGACCCAGCUGGUUGGAGUGGUUUCCGGUUCAGGAGCAAUUGAUCGACGGUUUCCAAAAGGGUGACACUGAUGUGCUCCUUGUAGACGUAGCAGGAGGACGUGGACAUAAUAUUGCUGCCUUCCAGACCAAAUUCCCCAAUGCACCAGGUCGAUUGGUACUGGAGGAUCUCCCGCAGGUUCUAGAUAGUGCAGUGGUUCACCCUAAGAUUGAACACAUACCUUUCGAUCUGUUCAAGCAGCAGCCGAUACAAGGUGCGCGGACUUACUAUCUGAAAUUCAUCCUGCACGAUUGGUCGGAUGAGGAUUGUCGGAUCCUGAGGCAGGUCGGAGCGGCCAUGAAGAAGGGAUACUCGAAAUUGAUCAUCGAGGAGUUUGUGCUUGCGGAUAGAGACUGUGCUAUGCUGCCUGCUAUGUGGGACUGGGAGAUGUUGAUCUUUUGCAAUAGCAUGGAACGUACGGCGGGCCGGUGGAGGAGCUUGGUCGGUUCUGCAGGCUUCCGAGUAGUGAAAUUUUGGCCUCCUCCAGGGGAUGGACAGGGUAUAAUUGAAGCGGAGCUGGAGUAG
Molecule: messenger RNA, 1588 nt
Organism: Aspergillus fijiensis CBS 313.89
Lineage: Eukaryota; Fungi; Ascomycota; Eurotiomycetes; Eurotiales; Aspergillaceae
Product: O-methyltransferase
Exons: 5
Coding region: 383-1588 (401 amino acids)
Molecular function (GO): O-methyltransferase activity
Source: RefSeq, a predicted model, not a curated record